Messenger RNA from Trichoplax adhaerens, 651 nucleotides. RefSeq lists its product as uncharacterized. Gene Ontology annotation, cellular component: membrane. The record is from RefSeq and is a predicted model, not a curated record. Gene Ontology annotation, molecular function: hexosyltransferase activity. Lineage: Eukaryota; Metazoa; Placozoa; Uniplacotomia; Trichoplacea; Trichoplacidae. The annotation marks the transcript as partial. The transcript has a single exon.
UUUAUCCUAUUGAUUAUUAAUUCGCGUGUUGGCCAAUUGGAAAGACGCAAUGCUAUCCGCAAAUCAUGGGGCCACGGCGGUGACUACAUCGAAAUGAUGAAAUCACCUUACGCAUGGCGUUUACUCUUUAUUCUCGGGCGUAGUGGUGAUGCUAAAGCCGAUCAAAAAAUCGAAGACGAAUCACGCCAAUAUGGAGAUAUGAUCUUAGGCGAUUUCUAUGAUAAUAUGCGUAAUUUAACCCAUAAAACAUUAUUGGCUAUGCGUUGGGCUCUAACACGUUGCCAGCCUGUUUACUACUUUAAAGGAGACGAUGAUGUAUUCUUAAAUCAGCCUCGAUUUUUCGAUUAUAUGGCGCAUUUAUACAUCGCUAAUAGCCAUCGCUUUUGGAUUGGUCGCGUUGAUCAAGAUUGGAGUGCUUACAGAGUCGUACGCGAUCCCAAGCACAAGUACUACGUGCCUAAAUCGGAUUAUAAAGAAAAGUUAUUUCCUCAUUUUUGUUCUGGUUUCGCUUAUGUUAUGAGCUUUAGCGUCUUACGCGAUUUAGUCAGCGCUAUUGCCAAUGUCACAUUACUCAAGACAGUCGAUGAUGCCUAUGUUGGAAUCUUAGCCAAGACUGCUAAAAUUAAACCCAUGAACAACCCACGCUUCCAU